Messenger RNA from Capronia epimyces CBS 606.96, 3321 nucleotides. RefSeq lists its product as uncharacterized. The record is from RefSeq and is a predicted model, not a curated record. The transcript is spliced from 4 exons. The coding region runs from base 1 to 3321 and encodes 1106 amino acids. Lineage: Eukaryota; Fungi; Ascomycota; Eurotiomycetes; Chaetothyriales; Herpotrichiellaceae. Gene Ontology annotation, biological process: nucleoside metabolic process. Gene Ontology annotation, molecular function: catalytic activity.
AUGGCUCCACAGCGCAAUGACGAUACCGUGGGGUGGAUCUGCUCCCUCCCCAUUGGAUUCAAGGCUGCAAGGUCAAUGAUGGAUAAAGUGCACCCCGAAUUGCCCCGGAUUACUGGAGAUACAAACACAUAUGCCUGGGGAAAUGUUGCCGGGCACAACGUUGUCAUCGCCACGGGCGUACCGUCACAUGUUGCCGCCGUAGCGGCCGCGAACUUAAUACGAUCCUUUCCCGGGGUGAGGUUCUGUCUUCUUGUCGGUAUCGGCGGAGGAGUGCCGGACUCGUCCCCGGACAUUCGUCUCGGCGACGUUGUUUUUUUGCAGGCUGCAGCCAGGAGAAUGGCUACGAUGUACAAGUUCAUGAAUUUUAGACAUCAUAUCAAAAAAGCCGUUCUUCAUCUUCCGGACCAUGAACUGUGGUGUUCUUUCCCGGGCAGAGAGCAAGACUUGCUGUUUAGCCCGGAAUAUGAACACCAAGGAGAUGAGUGUACCAGCUGCGAUCACAGUCGGCUCAUUAAAAGGGUGCCUCGUGUUUCGACGGCCCCUGUUACUCAUCAUGGGUUCAUCGCUUCCGGCGAUACGCUCGUGAGGGACACUUAUAUGCGCGACCGUCUGCAUUCUGACUUGGGAGUCAUCUGCUUUGAGACGGAAGCCACCGGAUUGAUGAAUGAUUUCCCAUGCAUUGUGAUCAAAGGGAUAACCGACUAUUCCGACUCACACACAAACAAUCGCUGGCAUGGUUACGCAGUCCUCUCAGCUGCUGCAUACGCCAAACAACUGUUGGUUUGUACAUCUUUUGCUGACGUCCGACAAAGUUCCGGAGCAGCCGAUGUACUUCGUCUUGAUACUGACACCAGCUCAAGUAUGAAACCAACACUGGAAACUUCCGCUGUAUUCAGUGAAGGGAUCUCGGCCCUGAUGGGAUGGCUUGAACCUGAGCAUGUUGACGCAACAGCCAAUUUUGUCAGGAUUUUUGCAUCCCACCGAAGGCUCAAGCCACUGUACAGUGUGGCUGGAUUGCGUAUGACACUAUCGGUGUUUCAGUGUAAUGUUACACCAGCUUUGGCUGGUCUCAGUCAGGGGAUCAGGAACGGCGCCCAAACUCCGCUGGAGCUGGCAAUAGCAUGGAUGUUGAGACGAUACAAGGCAACCAUUGCUGCACAGAUCUACAACUGGUUCCAGCCAACUGAUGGUUCCGUGACGGUGCCGUCGGUACCGCUUGACGAGAAUCCAGCCUCUCAAUUGCACCAGCUAAAGCGAUUUAUUAACGAAAGGGUUCCAGAACCUCGGCCUGCCUUCAAUAGAAAGGAGAACUCCCAAGCUCAGGAUGUAGAUCCAGAGCUGCCGAAUACGGAGAAUGACGUUGAUGAACCGCUACAAGAACAAGAAGCAGGUCCAAAGGAGGCGAAGCCAUAUCUUGCGGCAUUGGGAGACGUGAGCCAAGUCCAUCGCAUACUCUGCGAGGGAGAAGCCUUCGAUGAGAUGUUCAAACAGUUGGAAAAGAGCCUGACCCCAACACCCAUUGAACUGAUCCACAAGGUCCUUCGUCGGCAUAUACCUGGUGACCCACAGCCAAAAUCCAUCAACUGCGUCUUAAACUGGCAGCUUCUUGAAUACUGUGACAACGAAAACAUUACAGUCCACGACAUCGACGCGGUCUUCACCUUGACCGGAACGUUCCAACGCGCACGCGCAGAGCGACUCGGGGACUAUAUUCAUAGGACAUGGAAGACGGGGAAGGUAUUACUGGAUGGCAUAAAACAUUCUCUUGUGCAUUAUUUGAGAAGAGAUGACAAUGAGCCUGAAACCGAAAUCAUCGCCGACGAGGGGUUGCGGAUCAGAGUACGACUUUUACCUAAGACGGCGGACGCAAAGGAGCAAGCCCUCGUAGCACUAUCAGGGACUUUCCAUCAAAUCGCCGAAAUUCUUGGCCAACUCGCCUGGUUGGCUGCUACCUUGCGGCCACAUGCGGAAGGCCAAUUGACAGUCUCUGAAAUCGACUUCCAAGAUCAUCAGAUAGAAAUCGGUGACUCAAUAGAGCCAGUCUUCCGUGUCUCACUCUACAGCCAAGACAAGGUGCGUCAACCGAACUGCGACGAGCGAGGCAGUUGCUGGACCUCCUUGUUCACUGAGAGCGUCCUUGCAUAUGGCUGUUCUCCAGGUGAUCCAGAUCGACCUGAGGGUUUGCUCGGCCUUGAGCUGCCUUUCGAGAUAAUGCUCCGGUUUACAGGUGCUAAGUAUCCUGUUUGGCUUGGACAGCGACUUGCACUUGCCAGCGAGUCUGGUAUUCUCAUUCCACAGGUGACUUUUGGCGACUCUAUCCAGUGGCAUUUUCAAAAGAUGGAAAAUUCGAUCAAUCAAGCCAUCAGUGUGAACAUCCCAGACUCACAACUGGAAGCUCUGGAUUUACAGAAACUUGUCAAGUCCCAGGGAUUCUUGGGAUAUUCCAGAAGUUCGGAAGUGCUGUUGGGUACGGCAGAUUUCGCAGAGGUCGAGAUUUUGAAGUCAGAUGUUCCCCAUACUCGAUCGUCUGUUGAAAUGAAACUCGAGGGUCCAGUCAACAUGGGCCCAAAUAAAAUCAUCACCGGCAAUCUUGGGAGCACUUGGAAGUUCAACCGCGGCGAAAGCGCUCUUCUUGAAGCGAAAAUUCUCAGCCCGGAUGAGCGCCUUAGGCGGGCAGCCAGAGCUUCCGCAUUGCUCUAUGAUGACGGAGCAUGUAUAGCAUACCUCGUUUCCGAGUUGAGCAUCAUUCUACAGAUAGUGUCUAUGUACAUCCGGAAAGACUCACGGCUCGAGAAUUCCAAAAUUCCUCGAGCUGACAGAUCGGCCGACGGCGGUGCAGCUGCCAAACAAGCCAUCGAGAGCGCGCAAGAUCUGAUAGUCCCAUUUGCGACUGGGGCUCGAAAAUAUCUUGACAUCGUGGAGAGCUUCCUGGACAUAAUUGAACAAAGGAAAAUCCAAAGAUUGGUCAACAUUCAGCAAUACGGCAGGAUCUCUCUAAAAAGGGGCCUCAGGGGCUGGGAUUUUGCCGAUAUACAGUCGAAGACCCUCGUCUCCUCGGAACGUGAGCUCCCAGCUCCACGUUGGCAUUCGCGGCCUAUAUGGUGGAAGCUCUUCAAAUCUGCUGAAUGUUUUGUCCUCUUUGCACGGGUCACAAGACCUCCAAUUCGCUGCUGCAACACCGCUACUCAAGGGUUCCUUUGUUGUGCCUGGGAACAAAUUUCAACUGGUGGGCACCUGCUCCUUGCGAACAUGCACCAGUUGGACCAGCUCAGGGGCGAAUUCAUGGUCGCGCCCAUGCAAUUCAAGAUUGUUCGAAGAUAA